AUGAUCCGGCCUGAGGUGGUUGUUGCUUUUGUCAUCCUGUCUGUUAACUGGACAGAUGUAAAAUGUGAAGAGUUGACCCAGCCAGCCACUGAGAUUCUGCAGCCAGGUCUAUAUCUGACCAUCAGGUGUCAAGUCUCUUAUUCUCUGGGCAGCUUUACAACACACUGGUUUAGAGAGGAUGCAGGGAAAGGACUGGAGUGGAUCGGUGCUGCACAAAGUGGAUAUACCUCAGUCUACAAUGAUGUGCUGAUAAACACGUUUAGCAUUACUUUACAGGAUUCCAGCAGGACCGUGAUUCUAUAUGGACAGAAUCUACAGCCUGAAGACUCUGCUCUGCAGAAGAAGAAAACCUCCUAUCAGAUCACCUUCCCCACCAACAUGUUAUCUGUAGCUCUGCUGCUGCUGCUGCUGGCUGCUGUAUCCUGUGUGAAAAGUGAACAGCUGACACAGCCAGCCUAUCUGCCUGUGCAGCCAGGUCAACGUCUGACUAUCGGCUGUCAGGUCUCUUAUUCUAUGAGCACCUUUGCAACAGUUUGGAUCAGAGCGUCAGAAGGGAAAGGACUGGAGUGGAUUGGUGCUGGACAAAGUGGACGUGCCUCAAGCUACAAUGAAAUAUUAAAAAACAAGUUUAGCAUUACUGUGCAAGAUUCCAGUAAAACAGUGACUCUGAAUGGACAGAAUCUGCAGCCUGGAGACUCUGCUGUGUAUUACUGUGCUAGAUGGGGCUACACUGUGACACAAACAAGCAGCAGAGCUGUACAAAAACCCUGAACAGGUUAUAUCAAACCGCUAGAGGAGCCCACGACAGUUUUUAAUUACAUGCAUUGGGAAAAAUAUUCUUACUUUUAUGUGUACCACCCAGAUGAAUAUCACCCGUACCUUUCUGAUGCCUUUCUCUCAGUCUGUCCUACAGAAGUUCUGGUUUCCCAUUUACCUCCUUUGUUAUGCAUGGGAUCAGACAACCUGAGGGAACGGCACAUAAAUGACUCGUCUUUCUUGUACCUAAAAACAGUUUUGCAUAUCCAUUAAUUUCUAGAAUUAAGCCAACACCUUGUGUGGUCAAUCUGUAACUUGCCAUGAGACAUUUAUCUAAAUAAUAGUGGAGUUUUUGUUUCGACUGUCUCUUGAUGCAUGCUUGG
Molecule: messenger RNA, 1139 nt
Organism: Girardinichthys multiradiatus
Lineage: Eukaryota; Metazoa; Chordata; Actinopteri; Cyprinodontiformes; Goodeidae
Product: Ig heavy chain Mem5-like
Exons: 4
Coding region: 1-771 (256 amino acids)
Biological process (GO): phagocytosis, recognition; defense response to bacterium; positive regulation of B cell activation
Cellular component (GO): blood microparticle; external side of plasma membrane; immunoglobulin complex, circulating
Molecular function (GO): antigen binding; immunoglobulin receptor binding
Source: RefSeq, a predicted model, not a curated record